Messenger RNA from Cynara cardunculus var. scolymus (artichoke), 1034 nucleotides. RefSeq names its product alpha-soluble NSF attachment protein-like. The transcript is spliced from 9 exons. Gene Ontology annotation, molecular function: syntaxin binding; soluble NSF attachment protein activity. The record is from RefSeq and is a predicted model, not a curated record. Gene Ontology annotation, cellular component: vacuolar membrane; SNARE complex. NCBI's taxonomy places the organism in Eukaryota, Viridiplantae, Streptophyta, Magnoliopsida, Asterales, Asteraceae. Gene Ontology annotation, biological process: SNARE complex disassembly; intracellular protein transport. Bases 11 to 880 code for a protein of 289 amino acids.
GACGAAGAGGAUGUCUGAUCAAAUAGCGAAAGGUGAAGAAUUCGAGAAGCAAGCAGAGAAGAAGCUUAAUGGCUGGAAAAUCUUUGGUUCCAAGCAUGAAGAUGCCGCCGAUUUAUAUGAAAAAGCUGCCAAUUUUUAUAAAAUCGGAAAAUCUUGGGAUCAAGCUGGGGCAGUAUACAUGAAAUUGGCUGAUUGCUAUUUGAAGUUGGAUAGCAAACAUGAAGCUGCUAAUGCUUUUGCUGAUGCAGGCCAUUGCUAUAAGAAAACAAACACUACAGAGUGCAUAUCUUGCCUAGAGCAAGCAUUAAAUCUAUUCAUGGAAAUUGGGAGACUCGGCAUGUCCGCAAAGUACUGCAAGGAAAUCGCUGAGUUAUAUGAACAAGAACAAAACUUGGAGCAAGCUAUGGUUUACUAUGAUAAAGCGUCUGAUCUCUUUCAAGGUGAAGAAGUGAGCAGUUCUGCAAAUCAGUGCAGGCUGAAAAUUGCACAAUUUGCUGCUGAACUACAACAGUAUCAGAAAGCAAUUGAGAUCUUUGAAGAGAUAGCAAGACACUCAAUCAACAAUAAUCUGCUUAAGUAUGGAGUUAAAGGGCAUCUACUCAAUGCUGGCAUUUGCCAACUCUGUAAAGGUGAUGUUGUUGCAAUUACAAACGCAUUGGACAAAUAUCAGGACCUGGACCCAACUUUUGCAGGAUCACGUGAAUACAGGUUGCUGGCGGAUUUGGCUGCUUCAAUUGAUGAAGAAGAUGUUGAAAAGUUUACUGAUGCAAUCAAGGAGUUUGAUAGCAUAACUAAGCUGGAUGCAUGGAAGACCACCCUUUUGUUAAGAGUGAAGGACAUGCUGAAGGCCAAGGAGAUGGAGGAGGAUGAUCUAACUUGAACUUGAAUCCCAUUGUUCCAAACACAUAUAUGUCCACAUGAUUUGUUAAUUCAUUGUUGCAUUUUCAUUGACUGGUAUGGGGCCUCAUCAUAGGCUUGUUAAUAUUGUGCUUAUGUUCCCUUGAAUUUGUGAUGUCAAUUUAAAGAUCCAUUAA